Molecule: messenger RNA, 3829 nt
Organism: Glycine soja
Lineage: Eukaryota; Viridiplantae; Streptophyta; Magnoliopsida; Fabales; Fabaceae
Product: formin-like protein 1
Exons: 4
Coding region: 337-3456 (1039 amino acids)
Biological process (GO): actin nucleation; actin cytoskeleton organization
Molecular function (GO): actin filament binding
Source: RefSeq, a predicted model, not a curated record
AAAGACUAGAGAAAGAAGAAACAAUGAUUGGGUUGUAGUGGCAUGCACUUAAAUCAAAAACCCCAAGAGAGGGGGAAGAAGUUACAUAGGCCCUUGAACAGUGCAAAUGUGGAACCUUGAAGUAGUGAAACAGAACGACCAAGAGAAUCUUAGCUGUAUGCAACACAACACAAAACCACCCAAAUUCACUCACUCUCUCACCCUUUUCAUCUCAUCAUCAUAAAAUUCAACCUUUUCACAAUUUAAAUCACUUCCUUCUCUGCAACAAAAGUUCCCACUGCCAUUACUACUUAUCUCACUCACUCUCAAACCCUCACUCACUCACUUCACACAACAAUGCAAACCUUCUUCUUGUACCUUUUCCUUUUCUUCUUGUUAUGUGCACUUCAACAACUAGCCUCAUCCCAACCCUUCUUCCUCAAUAGAAGGAUCCUCCAUGAACCCUUUGUUCCUUUAACCAGUACUCUUCCACCUUCUGAGGCACCAAAGCCACAACCUCUUCAUGCUUCUCCUUCAAGCCAAAAACAAAAACCAAAUCCAAAAUAUCCAUCAUCUACCAUUCCCACAACCUCUACCACUGCCACAGCAGUACCAACACCAACAACAGCUACAACUACAACACAAUCACCAUUUUUCCCAUUAUACCCUUCUUCCCCUCCACCUCCUUCUCCAAUCACCUUUGCUUCCUUCCCUGCCAACAUUUCCUCUCUCAUUCUCCCUCACUCUCCCAAACCCAAUUCUUCCUCCAACAAACUCCUCCCUGUUGCUCUCUCCGCCGUCGCCGCUGCGGUCCUCGCUAUAAUCAUCUCCGCCGUCGUCUGUUACCGCCGUCGCCGGAACCAUCCCCUCGCCGCCGAAGGCAAACUUAUCCGAUCCGACACCGACCUCCGCCUGCUCCGGCACAAUGCCGAAACCGCCGUCGAAACUCGCAAGCUCCGGCACACGUCUUCCGCCAGCUCCGAGUUUCUAUAUCUAGGAACAGUAGUUAACUCGCACGUAACUGACGAUAGCGCCGACGUCUCCGACGCCGGCGGCGACCGGAAAAUGAAAUCGCCGGAGCUCCGGCCACUUCCGCCCCUCGCGCGACAAGCUUCCUUGCCGCCGCCGCCGCCGUGCGAGGAGGCGGGGUUCACCACCGCGGAGGAGGAGGGGGAGGACGAUGAGGAGUUUUACUCGCCGAGAGGCUCCUCGUUAGGAGGCUCCGGCGGAACCGAAUCGGGUUCCCGGCGAAUUUUCGCCGCUGGAGGAAGAAGCGUCAUCUCUAGUUCGUGCUCUUCCUCUUCUUCCGCCUCGCCGGAAAGGUCACACUCUAUCGCGAAUUCGCCGUCGGCGAGUUCGAGUUCCCGGAGAACACAGCCAAAGUCUCCUGAAAAUUACAACCACCAACACGUGCAAUCUUCUUCUUCUCCUUCGUUGUGCUCAACACCAGAAAGGGUUUUUACUGAACAUAAUUCAAAUGAAGCAUUAAGUGCAUGUACACAUGCACAUGCAUCAUCAUCAUCAUCAUCAUCAUCAUUACAUGAAGGAACGUUGGAGAAAAAUGAAAAUGCAUUAUCAUCAUCACUACCACCACCACCACCACCACCGAGACUAUCUAAUGCUUCUUCGUCUUCUUCGGCUUUUUCUCUUCCCUCUUCGCCGGAGAAGGUGACACGUAAUAACACUUUCGAUCAGUCUCCAAGAAUGUCGAGUGUCUCCGACGGACUAAUGUUACCGGGUUUGUCAUCGGUGCCUUUGUCACCCGCCCUAUUGUCAUCACCGGAAACCGAAAGGGGAACUUUUAAUGGAUGGAGAACAAGUUCUUUUGGUGCGGCUGCGCCGCAGAGGAAACAAUGGAAUCUUCCGGUGCUAUCACUAACACCACCCUUUGAUGAAAUUGGAACGGUUCCGGCUCCUCCACCUUUGCCACAGAGGAAGCACUGGGAGAUUCCGGGUUCUGGUCCGCCACCGCCGCCACCAUUGCCACGGCAAAGGAAACAGUGGGGAGUGCCAGCGCUUGCACUGGGGUCCUCGACACCGAUUUCGAGGCCGCCAGAAUUGUUGCCUCCUUCGAGACCUUUUGUGUUGCAAAACCAAGGAAGCAAUGUCGAGUUGCCGGCGAGUUUGGGGGAAAUUGAAGAGACUAGUAAACCAAAAUUGAAGCCCCUGCAUUGGGACAAAGUAAGAACCACCUCUGAUCGUCAAAUGGUGUGGGAUCAGAUGAAGUCCCGCUCGUUUAAAUUGAAUGAGAAAAUGAUUGAAACAUUGUUUGUAGUGAACACACCAAACCCAAACUCAGUUUUUCACCAGCCGAAUCAGGAGGAAAGAGUACUCGAUCCUAAAAAGUCUCAGAAUAUUUCAAUCUUGCUGAAAGCACUUAAUGUCACUAUAGAAGAAGUGUGUGAAGCACUCUUAGAAGGUAGUACUGAUACACUUGGAACAGAAUUACUUGAAAGCUUAUUAAGAAUGGCACCAAGCAAGGAAGAAGAAUGUAAGUUGAAGGAACAUAAAGAUGACUCACCAACCAAGCUUGGUCCGGCUGAAAUUUUUUUGAAGGCAGUGCUUGAUGUACCUUUUGCAUUUAAAAGGAUUGAAGCGAUGCUUUAUAUAGCCAAUUUUGAGUCUGAAGUGGAGUAUCUUAGGACAUCCUUUCAAACUCUACAGACUGCCUGUGAAGAGCUGCGACAUUGUAGAAUGUUCAUGAAGCUUCUGGAGGCUGUACUUAAAACUGGGAACCGCAUGAAUGUGGGGACCAACCGCGGGGAUGCAGAGGCAUUCAAACUUGAUACUCUUCUCAAACUGGUUGACGUCAAAGGCGCAGAUGGGAAAACCACUCUACUGCAUUUUGUUGUACAGGAAAUUAUCCAAACUGAAGGUGCUUGUCUCUCGGGCACUAAUCAAACUCCAAGCUCUACUUUGAGUGGAGAUGCCAAGUGUAGGAGGCUUGGACUACAAGUUGUAUCAAGCCUGAGUUCCGAGCUAGCAAAUGUGAAGAAGGCAGCAGCUAUGGAUUCUGAAGUUCUCAGCAGUGAUGUCUUGAAACUUUCCAAAGGAAUUGCUAGCUUAGCAGAGGCUGUGCAAUUAAACCAAACCAUGGCAUCAGAUGAAAGCAGUCAGAAAUUCACAGAAUCAAUGAACAAAUUCAUCAGAAUGGCUGAGGAGGAAAUUCCAAAAAUUCAAGCCCAAGAAAGUGUUGCUUCCUCCCAUGUGAAGGAGAUUACAGAGUAUUUUCUUGGGAACUUGACAAAGGAAGAAGCUCAUCCAUUUAGAAUAUUCAUGGUUGUAAGAGACUUCCUAGCAGUUCUUGACCGGGUCUGCAAAGAAGUUGGAAUGAUAAAUGAGAGAACUAUGGUUAGUUCAGCUCAUAAAUUCCCUGUGCCAGUUAACCCUAUGCUUCCACAACCCCUUCCUGGAUUACAUGAGAGACAACAGUAUAAUGACUCUUCAGAUGAUGAUAGUUCAUCUUCAUCACCAUAGCUAUAUCACUCAUGAAAAUGACUUUUUGGCUGCAUCUUCUCCUAAAAACCUGGGACCCAGGUGAUUUUUGAUUGGUCAGAGCUUGCAUGCUCUGGCCAAAAUUGGUGUAAUUUUUUCUCUCGUUAAAUUUGUAAAAAUCCUUGUAAAAGAUUUCAGUUUAUGUAGAUUAUAUAGAGAGAGUAAAAGAUUUUCUCUGGGGAAAAAAGACUGGAUAUGUACGAUAAUGUUGUUGUAAGCAUGUACAAAGCAUUUCAAUUGUUUCCAACAAAAAAGCUUCAGUUAGAGAUAACCUUUGCUUGCAAUUGACAUUAUCCUACAAUCAUAAUUCGGGAUGUUGUGCAAAGAAUUUCAAUAAAAGAGCCGUUCUGUAUAA